Molecule: messenger RNA, 1688 nt
Organism: Erinaceus europaeus (western European hedgehog)
Lineage: Eukaryota; Metazoa; Chordata; Mammalia; Eulipotyphla; Erinaceidae
Gene: BCO1
Product: beta-carotene oxygenase 1
Exons: 10
Coding region: 237-1688 (483 amino acids)
Biological process (GO): carotene catabolic process; retinal metabolic process
Molecular function (GO): carotenoid dioxygenase activity; beta-carotene 15,15'-dioxygenase activity
Source: RefSeq, a predicted model, not a curated record
ACUAUAAAUAACACCAGAGCAGCGUCCUCUGUGCAUGACAAGACACUAGGUCCUCAGAGAGGGAGGAAUCUGAGCCAGCCAAGAGGAGUAAACCCUCAGGAAGAAGGAACAGAGUCAGGAAGAAAGAACAUCUAAAAGAAGGUAGUUGUACGAAAGCAGGAAAGAAAGGAGCUGUGUCUUUGAACCUAGAAGAGCUCUAUUCACUGUUAAUAUCACUGGCAAGUGGCAUCCCAGUGAUGGAUGUGAUCUUUGGCAGAAACAAGAAAGAACAGUUGGAACCUGUGAGGGCAAAAGUGACAGGCAGGAUUCCACCAUGGUUUCAGGGAACUUUGCUUCGCAAUGGACCUGGGAUGCACACAGUGGGUGAGGCUAGCUACAACCACUGGUUUGAUGGCCUGGCCCUGCUCCACAGCUUCACGAUUAAAGAUGGUGAAGUCUAUUACAGGAGCAAAUACCUGAGAAGUGAUACCUACAACUCAAAUAUUGAGGCAAACAGGAUUGUGGUGUCAGAGUUUGGAACAAUGGCAUAUCCAGACCCCUGCAAAAACAUAUUUUCCAAAGCUUUCACCUACUUGUCCUACAUUAUCCCUGAUUUCACAGACAACUGCCUGAUUAAUAUCAUGAAGUGUGGUGAAGACUUCUAUGCCACCACCGAGACCAAUUACAUCAGGAAAAUCAAUCCAUACACUCUGGAGACCCUGGAGAAGGUCGAUUAUCGUAAGUAUGUAGCUAUAAACAUGGCUACAGCUCAUCCUCAUUAUGACAAAGCUGGAAAUAUUCUUAACAUGGGCACAUCUAUUGUGGAAAAGGGGAAGACAAAAUACGUGAUAUUUAAGAUUCCUGCUUCUGUGCCAGAGGACAAGAAGGAGAAGAGCUCCUGGAAGCACACAGAGGUGCUAUGCUCCAUCACUUCCCGCUCCCUCCUCUCCCCAAGCUAUUACCACAGCUUUGGACUCACAGAAAACUACAUCGUUUUUCUUGAGCAGCCAUUCAAGUUGGAUAUUCUCAAGUUGGCCACAGCAUACAUGCGAGGAGUGAGCUGGGCUUCCUGCCUGACCUUCCACAAGGAAGAUAAGACUUAUAUUCAUAUUGUUGACCGGAGGACUGGAAAGUCCUUGCCGACCAAGUUUUACACAGACCCCAUGGUGGUCUUUCAUCACGUCAAUGCCUAUGAGGAGAGUGGCUGCAUCCUGUUCGAUGUCAUUGCCUAUGAAGACAACAACCUCUACCAGCUCUUCUACUUGGCCAACCUGAACAAGGAGUUUGAAGAGAAUGCCAAACUCACCACAAUCCCUACUUUCAAGAGGUUUGCUGUGCCCCUACACCUUGACAAGAAUGCAGAAAUGGGCUCGAAUUUAGUCACACUGGCAUCUACAACAGCAAAAGCACUGAAGGGAAAAGAUGACCAUGUCUACUGCCAUCCAGAAUUGUUUGAUGAAGGCUUAGAGUUGCCUCGGAUCAAUUAUGAAUACAAUGGAAAGCAUUACCGAUAUGUUUUUGCUAUUGAAGUUCAGAUGAGUCCCAUCCCAAACAAGAUACUAAAAUAUGACCUUCUCACAAAAUCAUCCUUGAACUGGAGGGAAGAGCACUGCUGGCCAUCAGAACCUGUGUUUGUGCCCACUCCUGGUGCUAAGGAAGAGGAUGACGGUAAGAUUGGGAAGAACAGACGUCAAUGGCUCUACUUGUGA